UCAUGGCCCAUACAGCUCUGGAAUAUAGAAAGCUCCCAAUUUCCGCAAGCAAUGUCGAAUGUGUUCCUUCACAUUCUCUCCACUUUCUCCGAAAGACAACUCCAUACAUAGUACUCUAUAAUAUCCGUACUUUAUUACAAUAUUACAUCACAUUUUCUCAACAAAAUCUCACUGUAAUAACGAGAAAAAAGGGGUUUUUAAAAGACGUGAUAGAAUAGAAAUGGAUAUAAAUGAGAUAGUAGGAGAGACGAAAAGGUCAGUGAAUUUUCCAACAAAGAGUGCAAUUUAUGUGUGGGGAUACAAUCAGAGUGGGCAAACAGGGAGGAAAGGCAAAGAUGGUCAAUUGAGAAUUCCAAAACAGCUUCCUCCUGAGCUUUUUGGGUGCCCUGCAGGAGCUAAUGCUAGGUGGUUGGAUAUAGCUUGUGGCCGUGAGCAUACUGCUGCUGUGGCUUCUGAUGGGUCACUUUUCACUUGGGGGGAUAACGAAUUUGGUCAACUGGGAGAUGGCACUGAGGACAGCAGGAAGUACCCGAAGAAAGUGAAGCAACUGGAGACAGAGUUUGUGAAAUCUGUAUCUUGUGGGGCACAUUGUACUGCUGCUAUUGCAGAGCCUCGUCAAAAUGAUGGAACCAUCUUGAGUAGACUCUGGGUUUGGGGACAAAAUCAGGGAUCAAAUUAUCCACGUUUGUUCUGUGGAGCCUUUUCACCAAACACGAUCAUCCGCCAGGUGUCCUGUGGUGCAGUUCAUGUGGUGGCUUUAUCAGAGGAUGGCCUACUGCAAGCUUGGGGCUACAAUGAAUAUGGUCAACUUGGCAGAGGUUUUACUUGUGAAGGACUACAGGGGGCUCGUGUAAUAAAUGCUUAUGCAAAGUUUCUUGACGAAGCCCCUGAGCUUGUGAAGAUUACCCAAGUGUCAUGCGGGGAGUACCACACAGCUGCCAUAUCUGAAAAGGGCGAGGUCUAUACUUGGGGGCUAGGAAACAUGGGCCAACUUGGGCAUACUUCUCUUCAGUCUGGGGAUAAAGAGUUGCUGCCGAGGCGAGUGGUUGCCCUUGAUGGAAUCUUCAUCAAGGAUGUUGCAUGUGGAGGUGUACACACCUGUGCAGCGACUCAGAAGGGAGCUCUUUAUGCUUGGGGUGGUGGUCAAGCUGGGCAAUUGGGCCUUGGCCCCCAAACUGGAUCUUUUUCUUUCAUUCCUAGCGAAUCUGAAUCCUUUCUGCGAAAUAUCCCUGCUUUGGUGAUCCCAACUGAUGUGCAACAUGUUGCUUGUGGACAUUCUCACACACUUGUUUCUAUGAGGGAUGGAAGAAUACAUGGAUGGGGUUACAAUAGCUAUGGUCAGGCAGCGAAUGAGAAAUCUACUUACGCAUGGUAUCCAUCACCAGUUGACUGGUGUGUAGGGGAAGUGCGGAAACUAGCAGCUGGCGGUGGCCAUUCGGCAGUGUUGACUGAUGCUUGUUCCUUGAAAGAGUUGUGCGAGUUUAGACUUGCAGAGAAUGUAACUUUAUCAAAUGCAUCUAAGAUUGAGGAUGUUGCAUCCAGAACAGGAGCAGAUGCUUUAGCACGCCUCUGUGGAAGAUUGAGGGAGCAUUUGCUUGGUGGUGAUUUAGAUUAUGAAGAUAUCAGCAACAGGAAGGACGAAACAAACAAUUAGGACUGGAGAUUGCUGCUCACUGUUGUGGUCUGUAUUUUCGGUGGUGAUCCAAUUAGGACUGCAAUUAAUAACUAUAUUAUUGAGAUGCCAAUGGGGAAUCCCUGGUGCUCUAUGUAUCACUUCUCGUAGGUCACCUUGAUGAUCAGUCUGGUUGUGACCAUUGAACCAAAACCACAUGCUUGAUAUUGAAGUCGAAAUUGAACUUCUGAUUGAAAAUUGUAUAAAAUUCAGUGGUUGUUGGACUUAAAGCAUAUGCAAAAGGAUUCUUGCUGUAAAA
Messenger RNA from Populus nigra (black poplar), 1931 nucleotides. RefSeq lists its product as uncharacterized. The transcript is spliced from 9 exons. Bases 221 to 1654 code for a protein of 477 amino acids. The record is from RefSeq and is a predicted model, not a curated record. Lineage: Eukaryota; Viridiplantae; Streptophyta; Magnoliopsida; Malpighiales; Salicaceae.